Molecule: messenger RNA, 1349 nt
Organism: Protobothrops mucrosquamatus (brown spotted pit viper)
Lineage: Eukaryota; Metazoa; Chordata; Lepidosauria; Squamata; Viperidae
Gene: TMEM18
Product: transmembrane protein 18
Exons: 5
Coding region: 180-593 (137 amino acids)
Cellular component (GO): nuclear membrane
Source: RefSeq, a predicted model, not a curated record
CUUCCGGCUUUCUGAUGGAAAUGACUGCGCAGCGGUUGUUGCGAUAAAGAAGCGUUGCAAACGCUUAGCAUGUAGAGCCAUUCCUUUUACUUGGUUAAUAUUAAAUAUAUUAAUAUUUAUCCCCCGCCAACAAACUUGGGUGGAAUGUUUGGCUGAGGCAGAGGAAUUCAUCCCAAAUCAUGGAAUCUCCAGGGCGCCUGCCUAUCGGGGUCACCAGGAUCCUCACGGACACAGAUUGGUCUGAACCAUGGAUUUUAACCCUAGUGUUUUUCCACAUAGUCUGCUUAUUGUUUACUUACCUUUCAUUCCAGCACUACCGUUUCCAAAUAGGACUUUUUCUGUCUAUCAUGAUCCUGGUAUUCUGUGCAGAAUACAUAAAUGAAGUAGCUGCUGCAAACUGGAGAUUCUUCUCAAAGCACCAGUACUUUGAUUCCCAAGGAAUGUUUAUUUCAUUAGUGUUCUCAACACCACUACUGCUAAAUGCCAUCCUCAUAGUGAUUGCUUGGGUUUAUAAAACAGUGAACGUAAUGACAGAACUAAAGAAAAUACAGCAGAAAAGAAAAGCAAGCAGAGAAAAUAAGAAAAGUCAAUAAACAAGUAUAUCUUUUGUAACUGGUUAUGUUACCAAAUAUUCUAUCACCCAUAAUAACUUGUGGUUGGAAGUUAGAGAUUUCUUACAUUCCUUUAUAAAUGAUCUUAUGUUCUUAUUGUUCUAUGAAAAAAAUCAUUUUCAUUUUGACCCCACUGUUAGAACAAUUCUUACAUGGCAUUUCACUAUAUAGACUAAUUCAUUCUGAACCAGUCAUAAGGCAUUUCAUAAGAUUAUUAGAGUUUCUCUAAUGUACUGUUUUAUUAUAGCUUAACGCAUGAAUUGUUCAAGGUUUUAUGAUAUAUGUUGUGCAUCAAAUAUGCCAAAAUGAACAAGUAAAUUUUAAUAAGUACCAGUUAGCGAUAUAAUUGCCAUCCAUUAUUAAUUUCCAUUUAGCAAUUAUCAUAGCAAUAUAACAGAGUUUAUACAAUAUUUUCAUGAUACAAAAGUAAUUGUUGGAACAAACUUCAGUAAAACAAAAAUGAUAAAAUGUUGCAUUGUGACAUGGUACAAGCCGUCAGCUUUCUGUACAUAUCAACAUCAGAGGCAAGUAUAUAAAUCAUACAGUUUGUGUUGCAAUGCAUAUUUUGUCAUUCCCUCCAAUUUGUGAAUGCCUAUGCUAAGUUUGCUUGGUUGUAAAUUCUUGGAUUUUGUGGGCAUUGUAUUCAAAUUUGUAUAUGAGAAGUGUAAUUUAAUAGUGUGGGUUGCUGUAUUUGUCAUAUGGACUUGUUCCUGGUUUUUAAUUAAAUGUUUAAGGGUU